Bursaphelenchus xylophilus (pine wood nematode) is the source of this 1568-nucleotide messenger RNA. NCBI's taxonomy places the organism in Eukaryota, Metazoa, Nematoda, Chromadorea, Rhabditida, Aphelenchoididae. The record is from the annotation of a GenBank genome assembly.
AUGCAGCAAGUGGUGCUCCUUUCUUUACUUUUGGUCCUGCCUACCCAGGCUUUCUUGUUCCCAAGUGCCGGAGGCGGCGGCGGAUGCUGGUGAGUAUUGCCUUUACACGGUUUACCGUAGUUACAUUAUUGUACAAAAAACUAGCAUGUAUUUUUAGCCCUCCCCCACCACCACCAUGCUGCCCUCCUCCCCCACCACCUAGUAAGUUUUUUCCUUACAAUUCCUGCCUAGCAUUACUGUUUUCUUACUGUCAUUUUUUAUUUUCAGGCUGUGGCGGCGGAUGUGCCCCACCCCCACCACCACGUGAGUUCUAAUGCAACUACAGGCACUUUUGAGGCUACAUUGACCCUAACCAGCUUAUGUUGAUCCUUAAAUAUUUUUAUAUUCCUUGAUUUCAGCAUGCGGCGGAGGAUGUGGAGCUCCACCACCCCCACCACCACCCCCACCAAGUAAGUUGAAGUCCGCCUUUUGUCUAAAUUGUUUUCAAACAGAGAAGAAUUCCAUCUAUAGUUAGAAGUAAACAAUUUACAUUAGUGAGCGUAUUUUAGGCUGCGGUUGCGCUCCCCCACCACCUGCUCCAAGUAAGUUUUAGGCCGAGACGUAACCCAGACUUACCGUGUAACCCAGGGAUUAACUUUCUCACCAAUAAUUACUCCCUUUUUUCCCACUGACCACUAAAUUUGCUAGUGCAUCUAUAAUUUAUAACUACCGCAACAAUCACCAUAAAUUACCGACAACGCAACACUUAGUUGUUAACUCCACGAACUUAAACCAAAUUAAUCAGAAUAACAUUUUGAUGAUUUUUUAACGGUGCAUACACAUCAUUUUUAGGCUGUGGAGGAGGAUGCGGAGGCGGUGCUCCAUCCGGAGGAUACGCCACUGCCCCAGCUGGCCCAAUCGGAGGCGGAUACGCCACUGCUCCCGCUGGCCCCAUCGGAGGAGGAUAUGCCGCAGGACCCAUCGGAGGAGGAGGCGGCGGAUACGCCACUGCUGGAGCCGGUGCUGGCCCAAUCGGAGGAGGAUACGCGGCCCCAUCUGGCGGAGGUUCGUAUGCCGCUCCCGCCGCCGGAGGAUAUUCUGCCCCCGCCGCCGGAGGUUACUCCGCUCCAGCCGCUGGAGGAUACUCAGCUCCAGCUGCCGGAGGAUACAGCGCUCCAGCCGCCGGAGGAUAUUCUGCCCCAGCCGCCGGAGGAUACUCCGCCCCUGCCGCCGCCGGAGGUUACUCCGCUCCAGCCGCCGGAGGAUACUCUGCCCCAGCUGCCGGAGGAUACAGCGCCCCGGCGCCAGCUGCCCAGGGAUACAGCGCCCCAGCUGCCCCACCUCCACCACCACCCCCACCACCACCACCACCAGCCCCAGCUCCAGCCCCUGCUCCAGCUCCAGCCCCAGCUCCAGCCCAGACCUACAACCAAGGACAAGAAGCCGGAUCUUCGGACUACCAAGGACAGGACAACGGAUCAUCCGACUACCAGGAUGCCCCAGCCCAGACCGGAGGACAGACCUCCGGCAACUACAAGGGCCGUGCCCGCCGUUACUUCCAGAAGAGAGUCGUCAAGAAAGCGCACUAG